CUAGUCGAGCACAAAAUCCAGGGCGGAGCUGUGGCGCUUGCCACUUGGCACUGGUACCGGGCCGGACCGGGUGGGGUGGGUUUAUUUCCCGGGUCCUGCUAUUUGUUCUGAUCUAACCCAAAUAGAGGAUUCUGGUUGCUUAAUCGGGCCCAAAGGUUCUGAUGGACCCGGCGCACAGAGCGGUGCUCCGGAGGUUCCGGGUGAAGCUGUCCGACCAGCUGCUGGUCACCGACACCAUCCUUCCGUUUCUGUUCCAGGAGGGGAUUCUGACGGUGGCCCAGGUCCAGCAGGUGGAGAGUCAGCCGACCGACAAGCAGAAGAACCUGAAGCUGUUGGACCUCCUGCCGAACCGCGGACCUCGAGCCUUUAGCGUCUUCUUGGACGCUCUGCGGGACUACAGCUGGAUCCGGGAGCAGCUGGAACUGGAGCUGCGGAACACUUCCGGUGAAGGGUCACCAGAUGACUCUGCUGCUCCUUACCGUUGCCACGGAGACGGCUGCCAGCUUCCUGACUCAGUCCUGCAGAAGGUUCCUUCGGAUCAGGAGUUGUCCCGGCUGGCCUCAAGACUUGGCGCCGAGUGGGAGGAAGUUCUGUUGGACCUGGGUGUGUCUGCCGAAGCUCUGUACCGCUGCCGCUCCGAUCACAUCCUGAGCAGCCAGGCAGCGGCGCUGGCGGGCCUGGUUCUGUGGAGGCGGUCCGAGGGGAAGAAGGCUACGCUGGCGAGGCUGCUCCAGAGUCUGGAGACCGCCGACAUCCAUCCGUCUGUCCUGGAGGAUGCUGUUAUGAGAUGAGGCUUCUACACUCCAGUCUGGGGUUAAAGGACUAAGAAACCAGCUGGGUUGGUCCAUGAUCGGACUGAUGACGAUUGCCAUAAAUUCACUAGAUAUUUAAAUUUAAGUCAAAUUACUUUAUGUAAAGGAAGGAAGGUUCUGGGGUUUCAUUUAUAAAAAUGAGUAUGAUCCAUGGCAGAAGUGUACAUAUGCCAAAAAAAAUCCUGUCAUGGAGAUGCACAAAUCUGGAUUUAUAAACCAUGCUGAUGCACAAAUUAUGAUAAACCACAGAGGUGAACAAAUCCUGAUUUAUAAACUAUGGAAAAGCACAAAUCCUGAUUUAUAAACCAUGGAAAAGCACAAAUCCUGAUUUAUAAACCAUGCUGAUGCACAGAUCCUGAUUUAUAAACCAUGGAGGUGAACAAAUACUGAUUUAUAAACCAUGGAGGUGAACAAAUCCUGAUUUAUAAAACGUAUAGGUGAACAAAUCCUGAUUUAUAAACCAUGGAGGUUAACAAAUCUGGAUUUAUAAACCGUAUAGGUGAACAAAUCCUGAUUUAUAAACCAUGGAGGUUAACAAAUCCUGAUUUAUAAACCGUAUAGGUGAACAAAUCCUGAUUUAUAAACCAUGGAGGUUAACAAAUCUGGAUUUAUAAACCGUAUAGGUGAACAAAUCCUGAUUUAUAAACCAUGGAGGUUAACAAAUCUGGAUUUAUAAACCGUGUAGGUGAACAAAUCCUGAUUUAUAAACCAUGGAGGUGAACAAAUCCUGAUUUAUAAACCGUAUAGGUGAACAAAUCCUGAUUUAUAAACCAUGGAGGUUAACAAAUCUGGAUUUAUAAACCGUAUAGGUGAACAAAUCCUGAUUUAUAAACCAUGGAGGUUAACAAAUCUGGAUUUAUAAACCGUAAAGGUGAACAAAUCCUGAUUUAUAAACCAUGGAGGU
Messenger RNA from Cyprinodon tularosa, 1716 nucleotides. It is a transcript of the gene cradd, whose product is annotated as CASP2 and RIPK1 domain containing adaptor with death domain. Gene Ontology annotation, molecular function: protease binding; death domain binding. Gene Ontology annotation, biological process: regulation of apoptotic process; signal transduction. Gene Ontology annotation, cellular component: CBM complex. The coding region runs from base 162 to 791 and encodes 209 amino acids. The transcript is spliced from 2 exons. The record is from RefSeq and is a predicted model, not a curated record. Lineage: Eukaryota; Metazoa; Chordata; Actinopteri; Cyprinodontiformes; Cyprinodontidae.